Phytophthora sojae is the source of this 2133-nucleotide messenger RNA. RefSeq lists its product as hypothetical. The transcript is spliced from 3 exons. The record is from RefSeq and is a predicted model, not a curated record. The annotation marks the transcript as partial. Gene Ontology annotation, biological process: tRNA 5'-leader removal. NCBI's taxonomy places the organism in Eukaryota, Oomycota, Peronosporomycetes, Peronosporales, Peronosporaceae. Gene Ontology annotation, cellular component: nucleolar ribonuclease P complex; ribonuclease MRP complex.
AUGGCUGGCCUGGGUCCGCGGGUGCUGCAGGUGCUCGAGUUCGCCAACGCGCGCGCGCCGGAGCUGCAGGCGCUGCACGAACUGUCGCAGCAUGCGUCCGUGUCCUGUGCAGCCGAUGGCAAGCUGGAGGCGCAGAAGAACCAGCGGCGGCGACGCGCCAACGCGUUCAAGUCGCACAAGAUGCCGCAGCGGCUGCGCGGCGCCCCCAAGUCCAAGCCCAGCGACUCCGUACGGUGCAGGAAGCACGAGCGUCGGCCGCACAAGCUGCUGCAAGAGCGCACAAGUGUUGCAGAUUGCGAGCGGCCGCUGUGGCUGCCGUCGCACCUGUGGCACGCCAAGCGCAUGACCAUGGGGGAGCAAUAUGGCUACAUUCUGGCACAGCACCGCGCGGACAAGAGCGUGUCCGCCGCGCUUCAAGCUGCGAGAAGCAAGGCCGCGCUGCACGACUCCAGCUACUACGGACUUAUCGAGCUCUUCGGCCUGCCCCAGGUCAUCCUGGAGGCUCUGCAGCUGGUGUCGGACCCGAAUGGCUCGGACUUCCACGGUCUCAGGUUCCUGGCUGGGGCGGAGGAAGGACGCAGUAUGUUGUACCACGAAGGGCAGUUCCCGCAGGGUUCGAUCGCACCGGUGACGUUCAUGUGGAGGCCGCUGAAGAAGGACUACGAGAACGGGGAGUUCAAGCUGCACGACGACUGGCAGAACACCAAGAGGCAGCUGUGGCUCUGGGUGCACCCCGCGGCGUACAUGGAGGCCGCGACGGCGAUCGCGUCGGCGUGCCAGGCGGUGGUUGGGGAGGAUGAAAAGGGCAUCGAGAUGCACGACCGACGUGGACAGCUGUGCAGGUUGAAGCUGCGUGGCAGGAUGGCGGACGAAUUGGUAGCGGGGCUUGCAGGUGGUGAUGAAGUGGGUGCUGGUGCGGACCAGAGUACGCAGGAGGAGGAGCAUUCGGACCAUGAAGAUGGAUUUGAUGAGGAGGCCACGGGUGCGAAUUGCCGGAAUGGCAACCGACAGAACUUGUUGCGUGCUCUCCGCAAGUCAAGCAAGAAGACAGAGGCGGAAGAGCAGAAGGACAGCAUUUACGCCGUUGCUGUGAACGACCCGCGCCUUGCGAGGUCUCGUUUGGAGACGGGGCUUUCACUCUUGAACGAACCGCCUGCUGACGCUGUUCCGGAGGUUGGCACGAGUGUGAUUGAGAGUCCGUUGUCGGGGUUGAGUUUGUCGUCGCUGGGUAAAGAUGCCGAGGAGCCGGAGUCGAAGAUGAUUCUCAAGGAAAUGCAGGCAUUGCUCGCCUGGACGACCAGCGGAUCGUCUGGUAGUCCAAACUACCCGAACGCAGUCGCAGCGGCUGAUCAAACUGGUGGCGAUGCAGAAGAGGACGAAAACGCUAUGGAAGUGCAAGCAACUCCCAGCUCACUGCUGUGGUCGUUUUCUAAGAGGCGUAACAUUGAGAGUAGAUUUGUGAAGGAUCACACGUUUAACGACGAGGUAUUCCGCCAGCGUAAGGAGGGUCUGAUCCUCGACGGCGCUGAUGGAGUGCCUGCGGAAUCGCAGCCUCUUCAUCUGCUGAUUAUCAAGAAGCGGGAGCCGUAUCCGCAUACCAGCGGUUGGGAUAUCAUCUGCCCACCAUCGAGCGUGCCCGGUUUGUUGAAGGCAUUGGUAUUUGGUGGUGCGCUCGUUGUGGGGCUAGAGGAAGACGCUACUUUGUCUACGGUGCUGCACCAACCAAGCUUUCCUGCGGACUACCCGGACACGCAAGCAGGACAGGCAUAUUGGGAGGCGCGCGCGUUCGACCUGGAAAGCGAGCAAGCCAAGAAACCCAAAUCGAAGCGCUUCAAUUAUGAGAAGCGGGGCGUCGCGUCGCCAUUCCGACCACGGUGGGGGUUACUAUUUGACGGUCAGAACGCGGAAGGUGAUGUGGAAGAUGAGAGUGCCCAGGUACCUUGCGUUCUCCGCGGGGAAAGCUACAUGGAGCCCUUUUGCUUCUACAAAGCGAAAGCCACCGCGACCAAGGAUGACGAGACAAUGUCUUCGCCAGCACCUGAGAGUGAUGCGAUCGUCCCAGUACCGAUGCCUACUCUUGUCCGCGUUAUUGUCGUCGUGCCGAGGCGAGGCAACAUUGAUGUGAACGCCAUG